CCUACGGGCUGUAGAUGGAGCUGUCCGGCCCCAGCGAGGGGGAAGGCGCCUGGAAAACGUUCUUCUUCUCUCUGGCCGGCCCAAGAGGGGAACAGCACUCCCAGGAUGCAGUUUGUGUCAACACGGCCGCAGCCUCAGCAGCUGGGCAUCCAGAGCCUGGGGCUGGACAGCGGGAGCUGGAGCUGGGCCCAGGCUCUGCCCCCGGAGGAGGUCUGUCACCAGGAGCCGGCGCUGCGCGGGGAAAUGGCCGAGGGAAUGCCUCCCAUGCAGGCUCAGGAAUGGGACAUGGACACCCGGCGACCAAUGCCUUUUCAGUUCCCACCCUUCCCUGAUAGGGCACCUGUCUUCCCUGACCGCAUGAUGCGUGAGCCCCAGCUGCCCACGGCAGAGAUCUCACUCUGGACAGUGGUGGCCGCCAUUCAGGCCGUGGAGAGGAAGGUGGAUGCCCAGGCCAGCCAGCUGCUGAACCUGGAGGGGCGGACGGGGACAGCUGAGAAGAAGCUGGCCGACUGCGAGAAGACAGCCGUGGAGUUUGGGAACCACAUGGAGAGCAAGUGGGCCGUGCUGGGGACCCUGCUGCAGGAGUACGGGCUGCUGCAGAGACGGCUGGAGAACAUGGAGAACCUCCUGAGAAACAGGAACUUCUGGGUCCUGCGGCUGCCUCCAGGCAACAAGGGAGAGGUCCCAAAGGUGCCGGUGACUUUUGUUGACAUUGCUGUUUACUUCUCUGAGGAUGAGUGGAAGAACUUGGAUGAAUGGCAGAAGGAUCUUUACAACAACCUUGUUAAGGAGAACUACAAAACCCUGAUGUCCCUGGAUGCGAAGGAUGCAGCACCCAAGCCAGAUGCUCCAUCCCAGGUUGAGCCAAGGGAAGAGCCUUGUGUGUGGGAGCAUCGUAAUCCAGAAGAGAGAGAAAUCCCAGUGGAUCCAGACACAGGAGCAGAGCCCCUGAUGCCUGCACAGGAUACAUCCUCUCAGGUUAAGCAAGAGGAAGCACUGUGUGUCCAGGGUCAGCGGGGCCUGGAGGAAAGAGAAAUCCCCACGGAAUCGAUUACCGACUCCCCAAUUUCUGCCCAGGACCUCUUGUCCCGGAUUAAACAGGAAGACCAUCAAUGUGUAUGGGAUCAGCAGGAUUUGGUAGAGAGAGAUAUCCCAACAGACCCUAAUUCAGAGUCUCUGAUUUCAGCUCAUGACAUCUUGUCAUGGAUCAAGCAGGAGGAGCAGCCGUACCCAUGGGGCCCACGUGACUCAGUGGAAGGAGAGCUCGGAUUAGACUCUGGCACCAGUGUCAGCAUGUUGAUGGUGAAGAACCCGCCCCAAGCCCCUCCGCAGCCGCAGCCCCAGCCCCAUCAGCAGAGCCUCCCGCCACUCCCGGUGGCCGAGAAUCCAGGCGGCCCCCCGAGCCGCGGGGCGGGAGGAAUGCUGGAAGACAGCUUCCCCACACUCCCCGGGGAGCGGGGCGCCUGUGAGGCGCAGAACAGCGCCCCGACGGGUGGGGAGGGCGGCGGCGCGGGCGGGGGUGCGGGCGGCGGGUGCGGCAGCUGCUGCCCAGGCGGGCUCCGGCGGAGCCUCCUCUUGCACGGGGGUCGCAGCAAGCCCUACUCAUGCCCGGAGUGCGGCAAGAGCUUUGGCGUGCGCAAAAGCCUCAUCAUCCACCACCGCAGCCACACCAAGGAACGGCCCUACGAGUGCGCCGAGUGCGAGAAGAGCUUCAACUGCCACUCGGGCCUCAUCCGCCACCAGAUGACGCACCGCGGGGAGCGGCCCUACAAGUGCUCCGAGUGUGAGAAGACCUACAGCCGCAAGGAGCACCUGCAGAACCACCAGCGGCUGCACACCGGCGAGCGGCCCUUCCAGUGCGCGCUCUGCGGCAAGAGCUUCAUCCGCAAGCAGAACCUGCUCAAGCACCAGCGCAUCCACACAGGCGAGCGGCCCUACCAGUGCGGCGAGUGCGGCAAGAGCUUCCGCUACAAGGAGUCACUCAAGGACCACCUGCGCGUGCACAGCGGCGGCCUGGGUGUUGGCGUCCCGCGGCCCCUCCAGGCACCACCGGAGCGAGACUAGGGCUGGGGGGGGUGGGGAGGAGAGAGGGGCCCGGUGACUGGA
This is a messenger RNA of Choloepus didactylus (southern two-toed sloth), 2106 nucleotides long. Its product is annotated as zinc finger protein 282. The record is from RefSeq and is a predicted model, not a curated record. NCBI's taxonomy places the organism in Eukaryota, Metazoa, Chordata, Mammalia, Pilosa, Megalonychidae. Gene Ontology annotation, biological process: regulation of DNA-templated transcription. The coding region runs from base 106 to 2064 and encodes 652 amino acids. The transcript is spliced from 8 exons.